Didymosphaeria variabile is the source of this 843-nucleotide messenger RNA. RefSeq names its product Proteasome subunit alpha type-2 (gene PRE8). The coding region runs from base 1 to 843 and encodes 280 amino acids. Gene Ontology annotation, cellular component: proteasome core complex; proteasome core complex, alpha-subunit complex. The transcript is spliced from 4 exons. NCBI's taxonomy places the organism in Eukaryota, Fungi, Ascomycota, Dothideomycetes, Pleosporales, Didymosphaeriaceae. Gene Ontology annotation, biological process: ubiquitin-dependent protein catabolic process. The record is from RefSeq and is a predicted model, not a curated record.
AUGGCCGACCGAUACUCUUUUUCGCUCACCACCUUCUCGCCUAGUGGCAAGCUGGUGCAGAUAGAGUAUGCCUUAAAUGCGGUCAACCAGGGUGUAACUUCUCUUGGAAUCAAGGCUACAAACGGCAUCGUUCUUGCAACCGAGAAGAAGUCGUCCUCGCCGCUCAUCGAUUCAUCGUCGUCAUCGAAAGUCAGCUUGAUAACUCCCAAUAUCGGCAUGGUCUACUCAGGCAUGGGUCCGGAUUAUCGCGUGCUCGUCGACAAGGCGCGCAAAGUCUCACAUACCGGCUACAAGCGCAUCUACAACGAGUACCCACCGACGCGGAUAUUGGUCCAAGACGUGGCGCGUGUCAUGCAGGAGGCGACGCAGUCUGGUGGUGUUAGGCCGUACGGAGUCAGCUUGCUGAUUGCGGGUUGGGACGACGGAAUCGAGCCGGAGAAGGAGGAGAAGCAGACUGAGGAGGAGGCAGACGUCGAGAAGAAGAAGAUCAGCGGCAAGACCGGCGGCAUUCUGAAGGGCGGACCUAGCCUGUAUCAGGUAGACCCCAGCGGCAGCUACUUCCCAUGGAAAGCGACGGCCAUCGGCAAGAGCGCAACAAGCGCGAAGACUUUCCUCGAGAAGAGGUACACCGAAGGCUUGGAGUUGGAGGAUGCUAUCCACAUUGCGCUGCUCACGCUGAAGGAAACCAUAGAAGGCGAGAUGAACGGCGACACUGUCGAGAUCGGUAUUGUUGGCCCGCCAGAGAACCGAUUACUCGGCUUCGAGGGUGUGGAGGGAGCUCAAGGACCCCGCUUCAGGAAGCUGAGUCCGCAAGAGGUUGAGGAUUACCUGACGAACUUGUAG